Messenger RNA from Lepus europaeus (European hare), 3317 nucleotides. RefSeq names its product aldehyde dehydrogenase 1 family member A3 (gene ALDH1A3). The transcript has 13 exons. Bases 1 to 1539 code for a protein of 512 amino acids. The record is from RefSeq and is a predicted model, not a curated record. Gene Ontology annotation, molecular function: aldehyde dehydrogenase (NAD+) activity. NCBI's taxonomy places the organism in Eukaryota, Metazoa, Chordata, Mammalia, Lagomorpha, Leporidae.
AUGGCCACCACCAACGGGGCCGUGGAAAACGGGCAGCCCGACAAGAAGGCUCCUGUUCUGCCGCGCCCCGUCCGCAACCUGGAGGUCAAGUUCACCAAGAUAUUUAUCAACAAUGAAUGGCACCAAUCCAAGAGCGGGAAGAAGUUUGCCACGUACAACCCCUCGACUCUGGAGAAAAUAUGUGACGUGGAAGAAGGAGAUAAGCCCGACGUGGACAAGGCCGUGGAGGCCGCACAAGCUGCCUUCCAGAGGGGCUCCCCAUGGCGCCGGCUGGAUGCGCUGAGCCGCGGCCGCCUGCUGCAGCAGCUGGCCGACCUCGUGGAGCGGGACCGCGCCGUCCUGGCCACCCUGGAGACGAUGGACACGGGGAAGCCGUUCCUGCAUGCCUUUUUCAUCGACCUGGAAGGCUGUAUUAAGACCCUCAGAUACUUUGCAGGCUGGGCAGACAAAAUCCAGGGCAGGACCAUCCCUACAGAUGACAACGUCCUGUGCUUCACCAGGCACGAGCCUGUGGGGGUGUGCGGAGCCAUCACCCCGUGGAAUUUCCCGCUGCUGAUGCUGGUGUGGAAGCUGGCGCCCGCCCUGUGCUGUGGCAACACCGUGGUUCUGAAGCCGGCCGAGCAGACACCCCUCACCGCCCUGCACCUCGGCUCUCUGAUCAAAGAGGUUGGGUUCCCUCCCGGCGUGGUGAACAUCGUGCCAGGCUUCGGGCCCACCGUGGGCGCGGCAAUCUCUUCUCACCCUCAGAUCAACAAGAUCGCCUUCACCGGCUCCACAGAGGUGGGAAAGCUGGUUAAAGAGGCUGCCUCCCGGAGCAACCUGAAGAGGGUGACGCUGGAGCUGGGAGGGAAGAACCCGUGCAUCGUGUGUGCUGACGCUGACCUGGACUUGGCAGUGGAGUGUGCCCACCAGGGAGUGUUCUUCAACCAGGGCCAGUGCUGCACGGCCGCCUCCAGGGUGUUCGUGGAGGAGCAGGUCUACCCCGAGUUCGUCAAGCGCAGCGUGGAAUACGCCAAGAAGCGGCCCGUGGGAGACCCCUUCGACGUCAAGACCGAACAGGGACCCCAGAUUGACCAGAAGCAGUUCGACAAAAUCCUCGAGCUGAUUGAGAGUGGGAAGCAGGAAGGGGCUAAGCUGGAGUGCGGGGGCUCGGCUGUGGAAGACAGGGGGCUCUUCAUCACGCCCACCGUCUUCUCGGAGGUUACCGACAGCAUGCGCAUUGCCAAAGAGGAGAUUUUUGGACCGGUGCAGCCGAUACUGAAGUUCAAAAAUAUUGAAGAAGUGAUCAAAAGGGCCAACAGUACUGACUAUGGGCUCACAGCAGCCGUGUUCACAAAAAACCUGGACAAAGCCCUGAAGCUGGCCUCGGCGCUGGAGUCUGGCACCGUCUGGAUCAACUGCUACAACGCCCUCUACGCGCAGGCUCCGUUUGGCGGCUUUAAGAUGUCGGGAAAUGGCCGAGAACUAGGCGAAUACGCUCUGGCCGAAUACACGGAAGUGAAAACCGUGACCAUCAAGCUGGACGACAAGAGCCCCUGAGGGCAGGCGGGCUCCUUCCUCACCCCGGGGACAGACAGACCUCGGCGCCACCGCCCUGCCCGGGACGUUUGCUUCUGGACGCGUCCAUCCUGCUGGAGUUGAAUGACUUUCACUUUCCCCUUGCGCGCGUGUCUUGUUGACCCAGCUGUGGCCAGGCCCACGUACUGGGUGGGACGCCGUAGCCCUGCCUGGGGACGGGGCCGAGGAGCCAUUUCCCUUGAGACCCGGGCUGGGAGACACUGAAGACACUCAGGGCUCUGAUCACAGGAAGUGGCCUUUGAAAUGUCCAGGAGCUGCUCCAGACCAGGAGGGAUUUGUUCUGCACGCAGAGCCCUGCACCUGUGGCCUCUGGGUGCCCUGCUCACAGAACAAGCCCCUCUCUGGGGAAAGGGUGGGACCGUUCCACGCAUGGGAGAGGAUUAGCACUAAGUUAAUUUAAAUAAAAGGGGGUGGAGUUUUGCCCCCAUAUCCAAUGCUGGGCGUCUCUGGAGAGGGUGGACCGUGGGAGGGUAGCCAGGGCCUUGGGCAUGCACAGUGCAGAGUCUGCACACAUGGACCUUGGGAUUCAGCCAAAAGCCAGCGCCGCCUUUGGGAUGGGACCAAGGCGGCAGCACACAGGGCUUGUAACACCCUUGUCAUGGCAGCCCUGAAACCAGCACUUCCGUAGGCAGGAAGCAUGGUUAGAGUCACCUCUGUCACCAAGGACGCCGCAGCCCGUGGCAAGUCCUGGGACAACGAAGCCCCGCUUCCGGCGAAUCCGAGCUGGAACUUGCUUUUACAAAUGGCACACGGACACCGCGCUCCGUAUUCGCCGGUGGUUCCUGCCGAGCCUGUCCAGCUUGGCUCUGCCGAUGUCCAGUUCCGCCCAUCUGAGGUCAGUAAAGCGCGGGCAGCCACUGUGUGCCUGCAGCUCUGCCUGUUCCCACCCCUGUUCUGAUGGGAGUGUCUGAUGAGUUAACAGGCAGCCGCUGGGUGCCAUGGAGGCCCCGGGACUUCAUCCGGGAGACUUGGUCGUGGAGUUUUCUUUCCCUGGUGCAGCCCAGUGAUCUGCAAUUCCAUGCCUGCACUGGGGAAGCUGAGAGCAUCCCCGUGUAGCUGCAGAACCACAAGCAGCUUCAAUUGAGCUGUCCCCAUACACGAGUGGUCCUCUGGGAAAACGGUGCUUACGGUUGAGAGUGGCGCUGGAGGGGUCACAGCAGGAUGAAGCUCGUGUCGGACCAGCCACGUGGGCCGUCACCUGUGUACCCUCGUCCAAGGUCCGCGCUCGGAAACCCACCUCCUCUCCUUCAGUUAGCACGCACCACGUAGACGGCCAGCGACUUGCUAAACCAGGAUUUGACUUCAUACACUGAAUUCGCAGUAUUUUACCACGUGACUAGAGACGCUAACCACGACAGUGCGACGUUGGAAGGUUCUCAUUCUUUCCUUGUACAAUAAUGCCUUUACGAUGAAACACUACAUUAUUUAUAAUUGCUAUAGUUAAUGUAUCUUUUUAUAGUUGUAAGUACACAGAGGUGGUAUAUUUAACCUUCUGUAAAAUACUGUAUUUAGCAAUGGAAAUCUAUAUAGUGUUAGAUUUCACUUCUUUAAGGUUUACUCCUGUGGUAUGGUCUGAAAAUCUACCGGACUGGGAAUUCUGAUGCUAACUACAGAUUGUUCUAGAUUGUGCCAGGCAGCAGCAGUAACAUAAAAUCAGAUAUCCGAGAAAUGGUUUUUCAUGUGACCAAACCCAUUGUAAUUCUGUGGUGGGCCUCUUUCUUUCUGGGACCUUCUAUACU